Messenger RNA from Physeter macrocephalus (sperm whale), 2502 nucleotides. Its product is annotated as serine/threonine-protein kinase D2. The transcript is spliced from 16 exons. The record is from RefSeq and is a predicted model, not a curated record. Gene Ontology annotation, molecular function: protein kinase activity; ATP binding. Lineage: Eukaryota; Metazoa; Chordata; Mammalia; Artiodactyla; Physeteridae. Bases 100 to 2265 code for a protein of 721 amino acids. Gene Ontology annotation, biological process: protein phosphorylation.
CCUGCAGCUUCGGCCACCUUCGAGGACUUCCAGAUCCGCCCGCACGCCCUCACGGUGCACUCCUACCGAGCACCUGCCUUCUGCGACCACUGCGGAGAGAUGCUCUUCGGCCUAGUGCGCCAGGGCCUCAAGUGUGACGGCUGCGGACUAAACUACCACAAACGCUGCGCCUUCAGCAUCCCCAACAACUGCAGUGGGGCCCGCAAGCGACGCCUGUCGUCCACGUCCCUGGCCAGUGGCCAUUCGGUGCGCCUCGGCACCUCUGAGUCCCUGCUCAGCAUGGCUGAUGAGCUGAGCCGUAGCACCACCGAGCUCAUCCCUCGCCGCCCCCCGUCCUCGUCCUCCUCAUCUUCUGCCUCAUCCUACACCGGUCGCCCGAUUGAGCUGGACAAGAUGCUGCUGUCCAAGGUCAAGGUGCCACACACCUUCCUCAUCCACAGCUACACACGGCCCACCGUCUGCCAGGCUUGCAAGAAACUGCUCAAGGGCCUCUUUCGCCAGGGCCUGCAGUGCAAAGAUUGCAAGUUCAACUGUCACAAACGCUGCGCCACCCGAGUCCCUAAUGACUGUUUGGGGGAGGCACUCAUCAACGGAGAUGUGCCGAUGGAGGAGGCCGCUGAUUUCAGCGAGGCUGACAAGAGCUCCCUCAUGGAUGAGUCAGAUGACUCGGGUUUCGUCCCGGGCUCCCACUCAGAAAAUGCUCUCCAUGCCAGCGAGGAGGAGGAAGGCGAGGGAGGCAAGGCCCAGAGCUCCCUGGGGUACAUCCCCCUAAUGAGGGUGGUGCAGUCAGUGCGACACACAACACGGAAAUCCAGCACGACGCUUCGCGAGGGUUGGGUGGUUCAUUACAGCAACAAGGACACGCUGAGGAAGCGGCACUAUUGGCGCCUGGAUUGCAAGUGCAUCACGCUCUUCCAGAACAACACGACCAACAGAUACUACAAGGAAAUUCCACUGUCUGAAAUCCUCGCCGUGGAGCCUGCCCAGAACUUCAGCCUUGUGCCACCAGGCACCAACCCACACUGCUUCGAGAUUGUCACUGCCAACACCACCUACUUUGUGGGCGAAACCCCUGGCGGGGCCCCAGGGGGGCCCAGCGGGCAGGGGGCCGAGACUGCCCGGGGCUGGGAAACAGCCAUCCGCCAGGCCCUGAUGCCUGUCAUCCUCCAGGAUGCACCCAGUGCCCCAGGCCACGCGCCCCACAGACAAGCUUCUCUGAGCAUCUCUGUGUCUAACAGCCAGAUCCAAGAGAAUGUGGACAUUGCCACCGUCUACCAGAUCUUCCCGGACGAGGUGCUGGGCUCGGGCCAGUUUGGAGUGGUCUAUGGCGGAAAGCACCGGAAGACAGGCCGGGACGUGGCAGUAAAGGUCAUUGACAAACUGCGUUUCCCCACCAAGCAGGAGAGCCAGCUCCGGAACGAAGUGGCCAUUCUGCAGAGUCUGCGGCACCCUGGGAUUGUCAACCUGGAGUGUAUGUUCGAGACCCCGGAGAAGGUAUUUGUGGUGAUGGAGAAGCUGCACGGGGACAUGCUGGAGAUGAUCCUCUCCAGCGAGAAGGGCCGGCUGCCUGAGCGCCUCACCAAGUUCCUCAUCACCCAGAUCCUGGUGGCUUUGAGACACCUUCACUUCAAGAAUAUCGUCCACUGUGACUUGAAACCGGAAAAUGUGUUGCUGGCGUCAGCCGACCCAUUUCCUCAGGUGAAGCUGUGUGACUUCGGCUUCGCGCGCAUCAUCGGCGAGAAGUCGUUCCGGCGCUCGGUGGUGGGCACGCCGGCCUACCUGGCACCCGAGGUGCUGCUCAACCAGGGCUACAACCGCUCGCUGGACAUGUGGUCGGUGGGCGUGAUCAUGUACGUCAGCCUCAGUGGCACGUUUCCCUUCAACGAGGACGAGGACAUCAAAGACCAGAUUCAGAACGCUGCCUUCAUGUACCCAGCCUGCCCUUGGAGCUGCAUCUCAGCAGGAGCCAUCGACCUCAUCAACAACCUGCUGCAGGUGAAGAUGCGCAAGCGCUACAGCGUGGACAAGUCUCUCAGCCACCCCUGGUUACAGGAGUACCAGACGUGGCUGGACCUCCGAGAGCUGGAGGGGAAGAUGGGCGAACGGUACAUCACGCACGAGAGCGAUGACGCACGCUGGGAGCAGUUCGUGGCAGAGCACCCACUGCCCGGGCCGGGGCUGCCAGCCGGCGGGGAGCUCGGGGGGAGCCUCCCAGCCCGGGACCACGAGAUGCAGGGGCUGGCCGAGCGCAUCAGCGUCCUCUGAGGCCUCGUGCUCCCGCCCUGGCUGCCUCGUGAUGCUCUCCUCCUGUUUUCGGAGAGGGGGCCCUCCACGCCUUCCCAGCGAUGAACUGUUCUAGGGGAAGCAGCUUCCAGCCCAAACUGGACACGCCCCGGGGGAGGGGCAUGGCGGGGCUGGGGGCAGGGACCGGGGUUAUUUACAAAGCGAAUUCCCCAGCAAUUAAAACGGACUCAUCCCUGGCCCAAUGGCCUCGAUCUUUGG